UGAGCCGCCUGGUGGAAGGGACCGAGAUGUCCUUCAUAUAAACCGGUGACAAAGUGUCGAGCUGCAGCUACAAGAGAUCACAGCGCUGCACGCAGAGAGAGAGAGAGAGAGAGAGAGAGAGAGAGAGAGAGAGAGAGAGAGAGAGAGAGAGAGAGAGAGAGAGAGAGAGAGAGGGGAGGACACCGGAGUACCCAGAACAGCCAGCUGGAUUUACAACACAACACACCGGAGAGACAGAGGGAACUAAUCCACAUCCCGGAGCAUCUUAAACCCACCAACAGACUUGUUUUUUGCCGCUGUAGAGAUGGCCGUCACCUCUCACCUUCUGCUGUUGAUCUGUACAUAUUUGGCCGCUGAGCUGAUGGGCGGAGCCCGCUCAGAGGGGGUGUGUCUUCAGGAUGGAAAGCACAAGGCCACACCCGGCCCGGAGCCCCACCUGAGGGAGUGUGGGCUGUAUGCUGACAAUAGCUGCUGCACGGAUGAAAACAUCCAGGAUAUCUCUCAUGUUCCCGCCGAUACCAACAAGAAUGAACCCUGGGACAAGUGUGGAUCCCUGAGCUCUCAGUGUGAAGGCUUCCUGAAGCGUGUGGCCUGCUUUUACCGCUGCUCCCCCGACGCCGCACGCUGGCCCCACCCCCACCGCCGCUCCUACAUCCAGGCCGUGCCGCUCUGCCACAGCUUCUGCCGUGACUGGUUUGACGCCUGCAGGGUGGACAUGACGUGUGCUCGUAACUGGGCCAGAGACCCCAGAGGACAGAACUGCACCGGAAACUGUGUCCAGUACCAGCAGGUAGGCCUGAACCCAAACCAUCUAUGAUUGGCCGCUUACAUG
Molecule: messenger RNA, 832 nt
Organism: Labrus bergylta (ballan wrasse)
Lineage: Eukaryota; Metazoa; Chordata; Actinopteri; Labriformes; Labridae
Source: RefSeq, a predicted model, not a curated record